AUGUCGUACCAGGAGGCGCUUUCGCAAGUCAAAGUAGCGCCCACGGAAGUUCUAGGGGAGGAAGAUAUGUUGAAUCGGACCGUCACAGUGGGUGAAGAGGCUUACUUGGCCAACAUCAACAUCUAUGUUGUGUUUGAAGAGAUGGAGGUCAAUCAUGAGACGUAUCGUUCAGAAGUUGAUGGCUCUACACCGUCGAAAUCGAGCAUCACCUCCGCUGUUGUCAAGGAAGCCGGUUCGACAUCCUCCGAUGCAACUUCCGUCACCACUAAUCCCAAUCCCCACGGAAUCUCCCUCUUCAUCCGGGCUCACAAAGGCAUCACCGCGACGCUUGCAUCAAAGGCGGGUCUCGCAGGCGGCAUCCCCAUCCUCCUCGAGUCCUCGUAUGGGCACAAGUCCAGCGCACUCCUGAAGGGCAGCCCUGCUCCGGCGCAGUGUAUCGUAGCUAGACUAGGCCGGCACGGCGCCACAGCAAGAUUCGCCGAGCAGAGCUUCAUGUGAUAAGACUACAGGAGAGUGUCGUAAUAGAUGAAGGUUAAUUGACUCUCACGUUCAACAUUAAACAACAACUGCGUACCUAACCAGAAGACUGCAACCAAGAUACACAAAAGCGCUGUCGCGCAAACAAAACCAAUGGUGCCAAUCCGAAGGUCCAAACGAUUCACAUAGCAUCCUUCAUUCUCAAGUCGAGUCAUCGUGAACCUAUCCCUCAUCUUGUUUCAUGCCGUAAACUCCACAGCCUGGCCUCUUAUUCUGCAGGCCCUCCAGAGCCCGAGGCUCCCGCACCGCCCUUGUUCUUCUUCUUGUUCUUCUUCUU
Molecule: messenger RNA, 814 nt
Organism: Ilyonectria robusta
Lineage: Eukaryota; Fungi; Ascomycota; Sordariomycetes; Hypocreales; Nectriaceae
Exons: 2
Coding region: 1-498 (165 amino acids)
Source: RefSeq, a predicted model, not a curated record